Molecule: messenger RNA, 3638 nt
Organism: Hypomesus transpacificus
Lineage: Eukaryota; Metazoa; Chordata; Actinopteri; Osmeriformes; Osmeridae
Gene: dlgap3
Product: discs, large (Drosophila) homolog-associated protein 3
Exons: 13
Coding region: 304-3558 (1084 amino acids)
Biological process (GO): signaling
Cellular component (GO): postsynaptic specialization; glutamatergic synapse
Molecular function (GO): molecular adaptor activity
Source: RefSeq, a predicted model, not a curated record
CGAGCAAACGAACUCAGAGAUCAAGCAGCGGAACGGAGAGAAGGACACCGAGCUUUCUAACACGUAAAUUCUCGCCAGGUUUCUCUCUUUCAAGCCCUCCUGAUGCGACGCACGACGCUGAGGAAUAGGAGUGUUGAUUCAUUCGAGGAUACGAGAGAAAAACGGUGUCGCCAAUACUCGACUUCAAGACCUUUCAUCCCGAAGACAUGGAGCACCGUUUCCUCAUGAGUCUGUGGUGAGACUGGCGCAGCCCUGUCGCGCCCACAGCGCCCCCUGUCGGCCCGGCCGGCCCACCACGCCCCCAUGAGGAGCCACGCCAGCCGCAGCCUGUCCCAACACUCCUCUGGGGGAGGGCCCUGCCACUGCAUGCCCGAGGACGGCGAGUCCAGGGUGGGCAGGGACUACCAUCACCACCACCCCUCUGAACACUACCAAGACCAGUCGUACUACCCCCCUGGAGGGCCCCCGGAGCCCCUGGCCCUGAAGAGGCACCAUGCCCACUCUGGGGGGGGGACCUUUCCGCGCUCUCAUCCCAGCCAGCACCCCCCCCUGCAGGGGUACGACUCAUGCGAGGAGUGCCUGACCACGGUGGUGGGUCCUGGGGGGAAGGUGCACCGGAUCCCCCCCGGCCUGCUGGAACAGUUUGAGAAGCAGCUCCCCUUCCAGCCGGACGGCUUCCACACUCUGCAGUACCAGCGCUCGGCCAGCGGGGAGCAGCGCAGUGAGAGCCCCUCUCGCAUCCGCCACCUUGUCCACUCUGUCCAACGCCUUUUCGCAAAGUCCCAUUCACUGGAGGCGCCGUCGAAGCGGGAGCCCAACGGCACGCGUGGAGGAGGAGGAGAGUACCGGGGUGGGCACCGCAGUGGGGGAGAGGAGGGGGGAGGCCCUGGCCACCAGUCACGCUCCGCCCGGCGAUGCAAGUCCCGUGAGCGCAGCAGGAGUGGAGACUCCCGGCACGAGUCUGGCCGGCGGCACCGCAGCAGGACGGCAGGGUGGUGGAGCUCCGACGACAACCUGGACAGCGACAGCAGCUUCCUGGUUACUGGGGGUCCCAGGGGGGGGCGGGGCUACUUGGCAGGCCACGAGAGCCUGGACUCAGCCAUUCAGGAGUUGACUUUAAAGAAGCCUAGGGGAGAGGGAGGAGGAGGGGGGGGAGGAGGAGGGGGGGGGCAGGGGGCCCUGCCUGCUCCUGCACAGGGGGAGUGCAUGGCAUGCACCAGCAUGAUGCUGGCGGGAGGCGAGGGGGGUGGAGCCUCCCUGAAGAGGAGCACCUGGUCAGCCAUGACGGUCAGCCAAGCUCGGGAGGUGUACCCCCCCGCUAGAGGCGGGGCCCUGGACAAGGCUCUGGUUCCCAUGGACAACAAGAUGAAGGAGAGGAACUUCCACUACCUGCAGGUUCCCUCAGAUGAGUGGGGAGUGUUCCCGGGGGAGAUCCCCUGCAGGAGGAUGAGGAGUGGCAGCUACAUCAAGGCCAUGGGGGAUGAAGACAGCGGGGAGGACAGCCCCCAGGCCUCACCUCAGACCCCAGCCCUCCCCCCGGCCUCCCCCCGGACCUCCGCCCUUGCCCAGAGAGACGCCUUCAGGAGGUCCGUCAGCAUGGACCAGAGGUCCUGCACCCCUAAGUCCUCCUGUCAGCAGUGUACAGACUCCCAGCCAAAGAGCCACGGUCGAUCUCGUAGCUACACUCGCUCUCUCACCAGCUCACAGCUCGGGGCCAGUCUAAGCCGGCAGUUUGAGGUGGUGUGUGAGAGUAUGUUUGGGGGGCCGGAGUCCCCCGCUGUGGAGGCCCUCGACCUACCCGGAUCCUUCCGCACCCGUAGCCAUAGUUACGUCCGCGCCAUCCAGGCCGGCUGUUCCCAAGACGACGACUGCCUGUCUGUCUUCUCAAUGUCGGGUCCUCAGGGAAGCUUAAAGAGCGGAGCUGUUUUCCCCAGCCGAAAGGGUGGCCCCCCUCCCCCCCUCCCCCCGCGCAUGUCCAAGUCCUCCCUCUCUGUGCAUGCUCAGAGCUCCACAGAGUCCACCCAGGAUGCCUACUUCCAGAGCACAGGCCAGCCCCCACCCUCCCAGCCCCCACAGGCCCCCCAGGGCUCGGGGCCCAGACACCCCCGGCAGCACAGCAACUCGGUGGACCUGGGGGGCUCCGAGGGCCCCUCCUCCGGGCGGACGUCCAGGGCCGGAGCGGGUUACUACACAUGUACCGCUCCACGCGGGGGACACGGCCGGCUACACAGCAACUCAGCAGAGAGUCUGGAGGGGGGGUCCAGGGAGCUGGUGCCCUACGCGGGCGGGGGGACCAUGAGGAACAGGCACAGCGGCUCAGCUGACAGCCUGUUGGAGGGGCCGGGGGGCAGGGGGGGCAGGGGGGGAAGGGCUGGUGGCAGCCUGGGGAAGGCGUCCCUCCCCCAGAACAGCGUGGCCCUGUUCAGGUCUGGAGGAGGAGGGGCGGGGCAGGAGGACGGGAGAGGACACAGGUGGAGGCCGUCAAUUGCUGUGCAGGUGGACAGCUCAGAGACCCUGUCAGACUCGGAGGCUGAGGGCCUGAGAGAGGUCCACUCUGUAGGGGUGCAGGUGGAGGACGACAAGAGGAGGGCUCGUUUCCGCCGUUCCAACAGUGUCACGGCGGCCGUGCAGGCAGACCUGGGCCCAGAGGGGGCCUUCCUUCUGGGCCCCCCCCUCCAGGACAGGGGCCUUCAGUUCAGCUGUUCCUUCCAGAGGCACUCCUCUGAGCCAGAGUCGGCCGGCCAGUACGCAGAGUACCAGCGUACAGUGCACACUCAGGGCCAGUGGGCCUACCGAGAGGGAGGCUACUCCCCAGACUCCUGCCCCCCCCUGCACCCCCCCCUGCCCCCGCGUGCCCACUCCCCCCUGCCUCUCCUGUCCUCCCUGGAGGGCCCUGGCAGCGUGCCUGACUCCACCCGUGCCUCGCCCUGCCCCCGUGAGGGAGAGAUCUUCCUGCGCCUGCUGCAGACGGAGGUGGAGAGGAUGGAGGGAUGGUGCCAGAGCAUGGAGCGAGAGGCGGAGGACAACAAGCUGCCAGAGGAAGUUCUGGAGCAGAUCAGGAGUGCCGUGGGCGCUGCCCAGAUGCUCAUGUCUCAGAAAGUCCAGCAGUUCUUCCGCCUGUGCCAACAGAGCGUGGACCCGUCUACAUUCCCGUCCCCAUCCCCCCAGGACCUGGCUGCCUGCUGGGACCUGCUGCAGCUCAGCAUGGACGACGUGUGUCUGCAGUUCCAGGACCUCCAGAGACUGAAGGACUCCGGCUGGAAGCUGCUGCCCGACAAGAAGGAUGACAAUAAGCCACCUCCUCCGUUACCUAAGAAACCGCUGGGUGGGGUGGGAGGCGGCCUGCGUGCGGACAGUGUGGGGGCAGGGCUGCUGGUGCCGAGGGGCGGGGCCGGGGGCGGGGCCAGAAUCCUGCCCUUGAAAGAGAAGUCUCUGGACUUGCCAGAUACACGCAGAAGGCUGCAGACCAAGAGGGCCGCUUCCUUCAGACAGAACUCAGCCACGGAGAGCGCUGACAGUAUCGAGAUCUUCAUCCCAGAGGCCCAGACUAGGCUGUGAACGGACUGGGCCUCUCUCUCUCUGUCUCUCUUUGUCUCUCUGUCUGUCUCUGUCUCUCUCUUAGUCUCUUGCUCUCUGUC